Molecule: messenger RNA, 4516 nt
Organism: Sphaerodactylus townsendi
Lineage: Eukaryota; Metazoa; Chordata; Lepidosauria; Squamata; Sphaerodactylidae
Gene: OIP5
Product: Opa interacting protein 5
Exons: 5
Coding region: 85-765 (226 amino acids)
Biological process (GO): CENP-A containing chromatin assembly; chromosome segregation
Cellular component (GO): chromosome, centromeric region; chromatin; nucleus
Source: RefSeq, a predicted model, not a curated record
UCCGCCCACCAGAGAGACUCAAGAAAUGCUCCAAUAGGCACUACGCGAGGUGAGAGUUGGGUUUGAAUUUCUGGCGGACGCAAGAUGGCGGUGCGCAGGCAGCUGCAGCAGUUCUUUCAGCAGCCCCGAGUCGGGGGCGCCAUCAUGGUGGAGCGGUCGAGGCCUGAGACGCGGAGGUGGCGCCAACAGCUGGAGAGAGUGGCGGCGCUGGAAGACUCCAGCGGCGGCGACCUAAAAAAGCGGAGUCAUCGGCUGGAGGAAUGGAUGCUGUUCCAGUGUCAGCGCUGCCAUACUGUCCUGGGAGACUCGCUCAGUCUGUGUGCCCAGGAGGAGAAUCUCGGACUUCUCGCUUGUUUCAAGGUCACAAGUGAUGUUGUUGUGGAAGAUUCUGUGAUGCUCUGCAUUGAAGGAGACCUCAUGGGAUGCACCUACAACAUGUUGAAUUGUCAGUCAUGCCAUCUUGACAUUGGUAUCAAGCUGCUGUGUUCAACAACUUUGGCGUCUCUGCGAGGCUUCUUCUGCCUUUUCAAGGACAGUGUGGUAUGUUACAUGUUAAAAAAUAAAACCACAGUCAAAGCGUCAAAGAUUACCUUUCCUACAGUGAGCCUAAAGAACAGUGUCCAAAAGUUAAAAGAAAAUCUAGUGCUAGUGCACAUGCAUAUAGAAGCACAACAUAAGAAACUGGAAGAACAAAGCCACCAGAAAAUUGUACCCAAGAAGCAUUGCUACAAACCAAGGCCCUAUUCCUUAACACCUGGGCAUUGAAAAAAGUUGAACAACUAAGUGGCAGAAUUUUUGCAGAUGCCAGUUUGAAACUAUUGUCACAUAGCCACUACUUAUUUCUUUUGGAAAUACUAGCUGAAGUCUCAGAAUGACAAAUGUUCUUUUAUAUAAGAUGCAAACAAGUGUCUUCACAGUGUGAAUGUGCAUUCACAGCAUUUAAAUGUUAAAAUAUUGCCUCCGGCCCUAUUGUCUGUGUGAAAUACAACAUGUUUACCUCCCAUGCAGCUGUGUGUAAGAGGGGUUUUUUUUUUUGGGGGGGGGGGGGGGGCACAUCUCUUUUCCUGAACCCAGACCUUCCCUUUCACUAACUUUUGAAAGCUUUAAUUCAACAUGAGAAAAAUACCUAACUGCUUAGAAGUGAGACGAAUACAUAAAAGUUUUCAAAAGUCUAAACUAGUCCUCAUUAGCUAUCCAUGAGUGAGUCUAGUUUUUAAGUUUUGAAAUCAGUACUGAAUCAUUAGCACAUUUUAAUCUCUUACAGUAAAUUUUACCAUUUAGGUGGAAAACGGGUUGUGUAGGAAUGGAAUCUUCAGUUGGAUUCAUAAGUACCGGUACUUGAGAGGCAUAGCACUGGGCACUACUGUGGCACAUUUUUUGAAUGCUGUGGCAUUAACAGUAUAUGUACUGAGCACCAGGCUUAAGUCAUACAGGCAAAAAGCAGCUUCUUGAAAGUCUUUUCAUUGUCCUGUAACCACCUUGUCCUCUCUGAAAUUCGUUCCCAAAGUAAAUAACCCCCCAAUCUUAGCCAGGUUGUUGAAUAAGAAUGGUAAGAGAUGUGGGAGGUCCAGGUGAUAUUGAAAUGCAGCCAAAUAGUGGGAAGCAGAGAAGUCAUUCAGAAUCUGUUGCUGGAAUUUUCUUUUUUUCGCGUACAGUUUGUUAACAGUUUUAUGAUAAGCAUUACCAAGACCUCUAAACUGUAACCUAUAUAACUAGGGGAAGCCUUCAAAAUUAUAAAUCCCAUAAUUCAUGUCCACUGGCAUUUUACUGUUAAUGUGUGCAGAUUGGGGGGUGGAGGGGUGAUGACAAAAAUGAGAGACAUGAGACCAAACUCAAACCUGAUCAUUCUGGCUUAAUCAAGGGAAUAUUGAUUACCGUACUUAAAUUCAAUACUGUUGAAUACUUAUUUAAGUUUCUCAGCUUAGGCCUCUUGUCCCUGCACACUUAAAAAAAACUUCAAUGUAUCUGUCUGUCUACAUCCAAUUUUUCUCUCUUAGAAGAAAUGACACAAUGACAUUUUAGUGCAUUCUCAGCACAUGCUGCUUUAUUGCUAAAAAUUGUAUACAGGUGCAGAGUUUCGAAGUUCAUUUUUCAAUAUUAUUGUUUACAGUGUCAAAAGGAUAAACUUUACCAUCCCUCCUCAAAGAUGCAUAGAUAUAAAAGCAAGCUGCCUUUUAGAAAACUUCAGAUAUAUACAGGGAUAGGUUUCAGUACUAUUACAUAACAUGUACAAUGGAGUACAUGUCUGUUGUACAGAGGCAAGUUGAAGUGUACACCCAUUACUAUCAUUAGCCAAAAAGAAAAAACAUUGCAGCAUUCCUAGCAUUUCAUUUUCAACUGCUACCCUUUUAUCUUUUCUAUGCAUCUCACAUGUAUUUUUAAAUUCCAGUAGGGUAGCCAUGUUAAGUCUGUUGGAGCAAAAUACAAAGAACUGGGCAUCAUAAAGACUCAUUCUAAGAGAACCUACCAUGAAAGCUCAUAUUCUACCAUAAACCUGUUAGUCUUCAAAUUGCCAUAAGAUUCCUUCAUUUUUACCCACCUCCCAAGAAACUUGACAGUAACCAGUUCCUUAGUCUGGAGGAAAUUGACUCUGGUUGAACAAUGGUUUACAACUACAAAAGGAGAGCUUUGAAAGGCAAAUUGUAGUGAUGUAACAGACCACAAUAUAUUUUAUUUUGCCUUUUAAAACGGAAUGGAGCAGCCAAGAUUAGGUCAAUGCCGCAAGCCUACAUUUGUGAUUUCUAGUCAAAAAUUUGGCAGCUGCAAUUUACUGACAAUAGCAGUUUAAAAAAUAUGGCCUCAACAGCAUGCUCAAAAAGCAUGUGUGUUGGGGGGGGGGGGGGGAAUAAUCCGCACAAACCUAAACAAAAAUCCUACUCUCUCAACUAGGAAAAAAGAGAAAUAUGAAAAGUUAUUAGCUAGUUACGCUUCAGCUGAAGAAUUUUAGGGUUUCUUUCAUGUAGCACCUUAUCUAGAAAAUAAUUUUUCAAAUUAGGCUUUGCUACGAGACUUUUAAAAAAUCUGCUCAGUCACAAUUUAGAGGAUAUAUAUUUGCUACCCAUGAAAUGCACCUGAUUUACAAAACCUAGGGAUUCAACAUUCAUAUUUGUAACUGAACAAAACUAGGGAAAAACGGAUACAAUUCCCUGGCAGAUAUAAGGGUCCUAUCUUAACUAGCAUGUGUCAGAACUUAAGCAGCACAAAAACUUCCAAUUUUCAGAUUAAUUUUAUAUCAUUAUUGCGGAUUUAAAACCAGUUGAUUAAGCUGCCCAGGUAGUAAAAGAAACCGGUAAAAAAAAUCUGUCCUUAAAACCUGAAGUGUAUAGAACGCUUACUAAUUUCAUCUGUAUAUUGGGUGCAACAGGCUCUGGACUAAGAUUCCUUCUCUUUGCUGACUGAACAACUUACUACUUAGUCCUUUUUGGGUUUUACCAGUGCUGCCCCCCCCCCCCCCCCCCCCCCCCCCCGCCCCCUGGCCACACACACACUCUGAAACUCUGCACCUUUUUAUUUGUACAACUGCAGCAGUUAAGAAACCGAACUUACCACCAACCUUGCUCAGGUUAUGCCCUGGCUUUAUACACACUCAGGGGAUCCCUGAACUCAGCAAGAGGUUAAUAGGGUUCUAAUCUGCUGAUAAUUUUUUUCCCAAUACACAGUUUUGGUGUCAUGCUUCUUCCUUUAUUUAUACACUCUGCCCCCUUUUCUAAAGGGGCAGCAUAUUUUCUAAAAACAAAAUCUGAGAAUCAAAGCAGUAAAUUCAAGCUAUUGGUAUAUUAGUUCCUAUUGCUUCAUUAUGUAUAAAUGCAUAUAUCAAUUUACUGAUAAUAACUAUAACACUAGACAUCUUAAUCAUGCAUAAUUAGAAUACUAAUUCUAUAAAAAAAACUGGUUUGUGAGCCUAUGUGGUUGUGCCACUAUUCACUUUUCUUUGCAAGUUCUCAAUUCUAAGGACUCUGAAAGCUGAACUACCUUCUAGUGUGUUCAGCAAACACCUGUUCUGCAUGGAGGAACAGAUAUAAAUUGCAACACCAUUUGAUACUUAAGAAAUGCUAAGCUUUGUGAAGCAUUAUAUUGUGCUAUGACUUGCAGACAUUUUGAGAAUUCCACGUAAAACUUAUUAUCAAGUGCUUCAAACGAAAACCUUCCAUUCUACCUAUUUUCCUAAAACACAAUCAAGUCAAUUCCUCUUCCAAACACACAUCCUUCUCCCCAGCUUGGUGUUCAGGGAAUAUUCAUUCUAGGGACAUCCUCUCAUGAUCACAUAUAGCCAUUUGCUAUGCAGGUUCCAGUCAGAGGAGACCUUUCAUCAAAAGGAACUAUUCUGUGUCCUGGUGAAAAGACCCUGAUGAGCUUUUUUUUCUCUUUUGGGUUGGAGAAAAAGCCUCUGCUGAUUUUGAGGAAGGAAGAACUCUGCCUCACUGUAGAAAAAGGACACCUUCUGAUUUCCUUUUCCCAGCAUAUGCAUACAGAUGUCUAUAUACUGAAAGACUAUGAAAGACACCCACGUAUUUUU